GUCAUUUCACAAGCCCGUCAAAGACGUAAGACGUACAAAAGUCAAUCCGAUCUCUUUCCGUAGAAACUGAAAGUAAAUGUCCUCUAUAUCCACAAACAUUCUACAAGAUCGCGAAGCCAUUCGCGUCAAAGCACUGUUAUGCGAUGGCACAUGUGUAGAUGAAGGCAUGAAAAGGUGUUUUUCCGUUGAUCCACAUAUCACGUCAUUUAGCAAUUUACAUCAUUUAUUGAAGCGAGCCUUCCAGUUACAAGGUGACUUUGAAAUAUCAUAUCAACUCCCACAGUCGACAGAAAAUGGAAAGAGACCCAAUGUGUUCAUUUCUCUCACAUCAGACUUUGAUCUUGAUGCUGCCUUCAUGAGUUCCUCUUUACCAUAUCUGAGCCUUAAAAUAGAACCUGUUAUUUGCUCAGAUAAUCAUAAUGACUGGACUUUUCUGGAGGCUACAGAAGCACCUCUGACCAACAAUGUUCAAUCCACUGGUGUGUCCUCCACUGUUCCAUUUCAUAUAUCAUUAAAACAUCAAAUGGAACGAACAUUCAACAAGAUCACCAGAGCUUUCAGUGAAUCAACCAGACGGGGGCCUUUAAAGGAGGUGGAAUGGCACUGUCAUUUGGACUGUGAAGGUCGCAUACUUGCCAUUGAUGAGCUGUGGGCUAGAGUCUUUCAAGGAGGUGGUCUUGAACCUAGCUUACGUAAAGAAGUGUGGCCUCAUCUCCUCAAUGUAUUUCCCCCUGAUUUGACUAAGGAUGAGAGAGAAAGACACUUGAAAAUGAAAUCACAGGUUUACUGUCAUCUCAAGUCAAAAUGGAAGGCUAAACAUCCUCAAGAAAUAGAAUCCAUCACACAUUUAAUAAUGAAGGAUGUUUUGAGAACAGAUCGAACACAUCCCUACUUUGCUGUCCCUGAUGAUCAUCAGCACAUGGAUGCUUUAUUUAACAUCUUGACAACCUAUGCCUUAGAAAAUCCUGAUGUAUCUUAUGCACAGGGGAUGAGUGAUCUGGCUGCACCUGUUCUAGUCAUUUUAGAUGAAGAAGCAGUUGCUUAUACAUGUUUCUGUGCUUUGAUGGACAGGAUAAAAGGACACUUCCUUUUAGAUGGUAAAGCCAUGACACUGAAAUUUGAUCAUCUUUCCCAGCUGGUUCAUCACAUGGAACCAGAGUUUUUCAAGUAUCUCAUGAAUAUCGGAGCAGAUGACAUGUUCUUCUGCUAUCGCUGGCUUCUUCUCGACUUGAAGAGGGAGUUUCCAUUUAAUGAUGCUGUCCAAUUAAUGGACGUAAUUUGGAGUUCUCUCACAUCAUCACCAGAAUCAGGCACUCAGACAUCAAAGCUCGAUGUCACUGGUGGAAUACCAACGGGUAACUCUGCUGACACCACUCUUAUGCAGAAUGGUUACAUUGGUUUUGAUUACAAUUUGGAUGUGGUUGAUGAUGACUCAGAUAGUGAUUUGGAGAACAGUGGAUUCUGUCCAUUAACAAUGAAAGCGGUUGAUCAAGAAACCAGACUGCUCCAGCUCCCAGGACCUUAUCAGUUAGGUGGUGGUAAUCCAUUUGUUCUUUUCAUGUGUUUGGCCAUACUGUCACUUCACAAGGACUACUGCAUGCAGAAAGAAAUGGAUUACAAUACACUUGCUAUGUACUUUGACAAAUUGGUUCGAAAGCAUGACCUAGCUAAAACAUUGACUAAAGCAAGGGCCUUAUAUGCUGACUACCUAAGUUCAUGUGGAGUUGCAAAGGAUGAGGAGACACCCAUCAGUGAAGAAUCUAAAGCACCAUGGUGCAGCCAGGAACAUCAUAUUGAUAUCCCACUCCAAACAAACCAUUUUGUUGAAUGUUGAUUAGCUAUACUAUCAAGAUUAGCUAUAGUUCGUAUAGCAUGAUGGUUAGUGAGGGUAGUUCUAAAAAGAACUGUUGUUCAUGACUGAUUUUUCGACAACCUGAGCGGAAGUCAUCUUAAGAGUCAAGUGAAUAGUGUUUGUCAGUCAAUGGUGUUGUAAGUCUGGUCCAUUGAAAGUGAUUGGUCAGUUUAGCCAUAAUGGUUUUGGCUGUAAGACUCGUGUAAAGUUUGUCAGCAGUCAGUAGUCGGUUUCAAUCCAUCUGUUGUCAGUCAAAUCGGUCUGUUGAGGUCUAUCUAUUGUUAGUCAAAUUAAGUCGUUCUGUUAGAAGUCCAUUUGUUGGUUUCAUUUACAUGUACAUCGUAAAUAAGUCGUUUGUAGGGUGCUGGUAGUUGUUGACAUCUGUUAAGAGGUGUUUGUUCUAAAUUAGUGUACCAACCUUCCAGAGUCAGUCAUUCUAGUGAAAAUAGUUUGUACUAUAGGUUAAGCAUUGAGCAGAGUCCCAGUCCAUGUUGUGGUUUGUCAGUUGAUGAUGUACAGCAAUGUGAUUGUUAGCAUCAACAUUUCUCGUUUCUCAUUUGUGUCCAGUCAGUCUCAUGUUAAGGUUUCUGCCAGUCUCACCAAUGUACGAAGCCUGGCAGUAGGAGCAUUUGUUUGAUCUUGUAAACUGCUCCCUGUCUGUUUUUGGGUUCAUCCCUGUCUUUAACAUUGGUCAGUAAGUGUUGCAAUGUAGUUGUAGGUUGUAGUUGUAGUUGGAUGUUGUAGGGCUUAAGUUCCGUGAGAUGGUCUCAGAAGUGCCCAGAUUAAUGUAAGAUAUAGUCAAUGUGGUAACAGGUGUUGGGUUUCUGUUUAUUGCAUCAGCUUCAGUAGGUCGGUGAAUGUUUCAUCAAAUAAAGUCGGUGCUGUAAUUGUUCUUGUGAAAAACAUGUUCAAGGUAUCUGUUUUUGUCAUGUAAGCUGUCCGGUGUGUCACAAACUUGUUGCACUUAUCUCGUCAAAGGUUUGAUGGUCAGGGCUUCAUGUGAAGUCAGGUUGUAGGAUGACUCGUCAAGUAAUCUGUACACUGUCAUUUGUAGUUAAUUGUUGUCGUGGCGUACCAGCCAGUCUAGAAAAGGAAGUUAACAUUUUCUUUUAUUCACUUGACUCUGAAGAUGACUUCCACUCAGGUUGUCAAAACAUCAGUCACCAACAACAAUUCUUUUCAGAACUACCCUCACCCGGACGAUCACACGAUACAAACUACUGAUACUCCUGGGUUCCAACCAUUUGCCAAGAUUAGCUAUGAUCAACAUACUUAGUUGAAUUUGUUAUCUAAUGCAGCAUGAACUACCGAGGAAAACAUUUAACUUUAAGUUUCAAAUAUAACCAACUGAAAAUAUUAAUUCUCCAAUUUUAGAAGACAAAAUUACUGCCGAUGAUAUUAUGUUCAUAAAAACAGAUCCUAGAACUGAUUUAGAGAAAUAUUGGAAAGUUUUGGUUGAGUUGCCUUCAAAAAACCUAGUAAAAGUUUCACCCAGGCUUUGACUCGGAAAAAGCAGGUACUUAUUACCUCCUGUGAGGGAUGACAGAAUAAUUGAUUAUCACCCUAAGUGUCUGUUUUUUUCCAAAAAGUUGAAUUGGAUUCAAGAUUAACUGGCUUAACUUUUGGAUGGUUGCUACUUUCUGGAUGACUAUCAACUUAUAAAUUUUAUUUUACACCAAAUUUAGUGGGUAGGAGAAACAUUCCAUUCAAAACAAAUUAUAAGGUGGUAUGUUUCCGUUAAGACACAGGCAGAAUAUCAUCAAUUGGGGCGCUUUCCAUUCCAUGAAAGUUCCAGUUUGAAUUUCUGGAAAUUUCGAGUGACCAAUGGAACACCAUUUUCCGGAAUUUCCAGAAAAGAGGACAACCUUGCAAGGUAUACCGAGAUUUUCGAAAGUUCUUACUGGAAUUACUGUUCCAUUUGUCUUCACCCCUCCACCCCUCCCCACCCCCCUUCCCCCGAAACUUCCAGAAUUUUCAGUUUAACGGUUCGCUUUUUGGAUAUUCAACAAUUUUUUCGGAUUUUCUGGAAAGUUUUCCAGGAAAUUUUGGUACCAUUUGGGUUCCCUGUUUUGAAGUUUUCAGAAUUUUUGGUUGCACCCUAUGUUUCUGUAUAACAUUAUUAAUUUAUUCAAAUGGUUAGUGGUUUAAAGUGGUAAGUAAUUCAAGUGGCUUAAAAUAAUUAUUUCAAUUUUUUGGAGAACUAUUCGACAUAGCCAAAACUGUUAAAAGAAAAUAAUUUAUAUCUAUAAAUUAUGUAAAAAGAUGUGACAGUGAACGAGAUAGUAAAUAGCACACGAACUGUGUGGCUCACGUCUUCUUUCAGAAGCUACUGUGUUGCUUACGGUUUGAGCAUGGGACACAACAUCAUCAUCAUUAUCAUCAUCAUCAUCAUCAUUAUUAUUAUUAUUAUUCAACAUACGAGACUAGAUUCUUUCAAGAGUUUUAACUAAAGUGGAAGUGUAGAAAAUUUAGUCAGUAAAAUUUGUACGUCAAGGAACCCUUUAGUAAAGGGCUAGUUAAAUUCCAGAUUUAUAAAUAUAUUGUUCAUAGGAUAUUUUUCAAUAAUUAUUGGCUAUCGUGUUUCAUUGGGUGGCUAUUUAUGUAGUUAGCAAGGAAAACAAGCUAUUUUGAUGUAAAUAGUACUGAGCAUACUUUUCAUGAGGUUGAAACUGAAAGAAAAUAAAAUCUUCAAAUGUCAGAUUAGCUGA
This is a messenger RNA of Orbicella faveolata, 4560 nucleotides long. RefSeq names its product TBC1 domain family member 25-like. Gene Ontology annotation, molecular function: GTPase activator activity. The record is from RefSeq and is a predicted model, not a curated record. Gene Ontology annotation, biological process: activation of GTPase activity. Lineage: Eukaryota; Metazoa; Cnidaria; Anthozoa; Scleractinia; Merulinidae.